Molecule: messenger RNA, 1545 nt
Organism: Diaporthe amygdali
Lineage: Eukaryota; Fungi; Ascomycota; Sordariomycetes; Diaporthales; Diaporthaceae
Product: cysteine sulfinic acid decarboxylase
Exons: 2
Coding region: 1-1545 (514 amino acids)
Biological process (GO): carboxylic acid metabolic process
Cellular component (GO): cytoplasm
Molecular function (GO): carboxy-lyase activity; pyridoxal phosphate binding
Source: RefSeq, a predicted model, not a curated record
AUGGAUUGGGACAGUCAACAGCCCCUCAUUGGGGCUGGUCGAGCAGACGAGGUUGCGGAACUCAUCGACGCGGUCAAAUCUCUCAUAGUCCCAUUUGUCAGAGAAGCAGAUGAUAAUGCAACCAUCAGGGCCACAGGAGGAGACCCCCAGGCCACAUCACAGCCUGCCAACGCUCUCAUCCGCGGCGACCUGGUCCCCGCCAAAGACCUUCACCAACACCUACGUGAUAUCCUCCCCGCAGGCGAGGGGCUGGGAAAGGACGGCUUGACCGCGGCCAUCUCGCAGAUUCUCAAUUUCAGCGUCAACACCUGGGACCAGGGCUUCCUGGACAAGCUCUACAGCUCAACCAAUGCCGUCGGUGUCGUCACAGAGAUGCUCUUGGCAGCGCUGAACACCAACCUGCACGUCUACUCUGUUUCGCCCGCUCUCACCAUCAUCGAGAAGAUUACUGCUAAGAAAUUGGCCGGACUUUUUGGCUUUGAUGGGCCGCAUGCUGGUGGUGUCACUAUCUCGGGAGGCAGUGCGUCGAACAUGACAUCCCUUGUUAUCGCCCGGUCUACGCUCUAUCCUAACACCAAGGCCUGUGGCAAUGGUGUGUACGAGUUUGUCCUCUUCACCAGCGAGCACGGCCACUAUUCAGUUGAGAAGGCUGCCAUGACGUGCGGCAUUGGCAAGAGCAACGUCUGGCUGGUUCCGGUGGACAGGGCGGGGCGCAUGAUCCCCGCGCGCCUCGCAGCCAUGGUCCAACAAGCACGCAAGCAGGGCUUCACGCCUCUCUACGUGAAUGCCACGGCCGGAUCUACAGUUCUUGGAUCGUACGAUCCCCUGGAGGAGAUCUCCGCUAUUUGCAGAGCCGAGGGAUUGUGGAUGCACGUGGACGCGUCCUGGGGCGGGCCCGUCGCCUUCUCCUCGCAGCACCGCCACAAGCUCCAGGGCGCACACCUCGCCAACUCGGUGACGGUCAACCCGCACAAGAUGAUGAACACGCCCGUCACCUGCUCCUUCCUGCUGGGCCCGGACAUGCGCGUGUUCCACAAGGCCAACAAGACCGACGCCGACUAUCUCUUCCACGGCGAUGGUGGCGACGACGAGGAGAUCUAUGACCUGGCAGACCUGACGCUGCAGUGCGGGCGCCGAGGCGACAGUCUCAAGCUAGCACUGAGCUGGGUGUAUUACGGGCCUAAUGGCUUUGAGAGGCAGGUCGACCAUGCCUUUGAGAUGGCCGCGUUCCUGGCCACGGAAAUUGGGACCAGGGACGGCUUCACAUUGGUCUCGGAGACCCCGCCGCCAUGUCUGCAGGUCUGUUUUGCCUACAAGGCUACGGACGUAGCGGAGGAGAACACGAAGAGGACGGCCGAGAUGGUCAGGAGGCUGAAGGGCCGGGGCUUCAUGAUUGACUACGCCGCCUUCAACGGCUCGAGGAGUGAUGUACCGAAGGGGAGCUUCUUCAGGGUUGUGGUCAAUGUACAGACGCGAAGAGAGACGUUGAUCGGGCUGAUCACGGCCUUGGAGGCAAUUGGUCGCGACGUUGAGUCUGGAUCAUGA